This is a messenger RNA of Bacillus rossius redtenbacheri, 3430 nucleotides long. RefSeq lists its product as uncharacterized. Gene Ontology annotation, biological process: sodium ion transport. The transcript is spliced from 2 exons. The record is from RefSeq and is a predicted model, not a curated record. Gene Ontology annotation, molecular function: sodium channel activity. The coding region runs from base 2389 to 2754 and encodes 121 amino acids. Gene Ontology annotation, cellular component: membrane. NCBI's taxonomy places the organism in Eukaryota, Metazoa, Arthropoda, Insecta, Phasmatodea, Bacillidae.
CACCCGCUCGCAGCGCGAUCUACUGGCGAGUGGCCGAAACGAAAGGAAAGUCGACUCGUGCAUAUCGUACGAGACUACUUCAAAAGCAUGGGGCUUAUGUAGGAGACUGGUGUAUAGCUCUGGUGGCUCGGGAAAUAACGACAGGCAGAUGUUUGUUGCGUGAGUCGCCAGGGGGCAGGCUGAAAUUGACAACCGCAUGGAGUAGUUGAUAACUCCGCCGCUAGAGGUCAGAGGCAGUACAUUCAAAUACUCGUGUCCAGACCUUGAGACAGGCCAUCGCUGGCCGGGGUUGAGCACCGGUCAAUGCUCUGGGCGGUGACUCGUGGACCACAGGGUAGGGGGAAUGCUGGCUAGUGAGACAUGUCUUACCCAGAGCACCUGUGCGUGCUCGGGAGAACAGAGCAUGACAGUAGGUGCUCACCUCAGGAGAGCUCUGAGACACUCGGGGCCCUGGGGAGAUGCAGCCACAAGCAGUCCUGAUCGCGGGGACCGGCCGUGUUUCAGUGACCAGGCGUGCGCCGAAGCCAGGAUAAGACGAGCCUGAAUGCUGGCCUCGCAGAGGGUUGGCAAAAAUCAGAUGCGGCGCUGGGAACGAAUUGGGGAACUAGCCUGACACAGAUUAAGUGGGAGUGUGCUGUGCGUGGAAAAAUUUUAAGUCUUAGCUACAAAAUUACUGCUAAAAUAAUAAUUAAAAAAUUCAAAUUUACAAUUGUGCCCAAAAAUGCUCAUCAUUGGCACAAAUGAUUACGAAGAAUGUAAAAGUGCAUUUGCUAAAAAUACUAUCCUAUAUCACGAUAAUAAUUCAAAAUUUAAAACCAACUUAGAAAUUAACAACUUCAUGAGAAAUGAAAAAAAUAUUUACACCAAAUUCUUGUCGUCUCCAUGAAAAUGAGAACAAUGGAGAACGACCUGAAGCUGAGAAGGACGAAUACUGUGAUAAAACAUCUGAAGCUGACAUGAUUGAAGAUUAUGAUGACACUUCUGAGGCUGAUAUGAUCGAGGACUGUGAUGACGUACCUGAAGAUCACAAGUUCGAAGACUGUGAUGAAGCAAUGAGAUCAAAAUGUUAGAAACAAGUUGUUAAAAUAAAUUAUUCUGACCUGUUACUGCCCUCGUGUAGUUAAUGAAAGGCAUAUGUUUUCCAUGAGUUUUCCAUACCAGAGGUCCAACCUGUCAUGGUUCCAAUGUAUUUUGUAUAAAAAUUUUAAAUUUUAUCUGUCCAUAUGUGUCACAACAACAUUGUUAGGUAAAUGAACAUUGACCUGACAUUCAUGAAACAGACGAAACUGGCACACUCUAUGGCAUAAGUGCUUGUUUUAAUUAAAAUUGUAUUUAAAUUAUUUUUAUCAAGUUAAUUUUUUUCCGAAUUUCAAGAUGGCGGAUGUGACAUAAAUUCAAAAUUGUGGACUGUUUUUUUAAUAAAAUUAUUAUCAAUUUUAAUAUUUUCGCUGUUUUUCUGAUAAUAAUUGCGUAUUUUUAAGAUAGUGGGCGUAACGAUGAUUGCAACGAUUACGUCAUAAUUCAAAACGGUGCUCUCCAGCAGACAAUACUGCGGACAUGACCUUGGCGGCUAGUUGACGAGGAAUUUAAGCCGCUUGGUGAAUUUUUUUUGUAAAGGCAAGCAUAUUUUGAGGUUUUUCGAAUUACAAAUUUAUGAAUUUUCACUUUUUUUUCCUCUCGAAAAUUGAAUUUUUGUUUUUCCAAACUUUUUUUUGUUUUACCUAAUUUUUUCCUUAAAACUGGAAUUUUUUGCCAAUUUUUAGUCAGUUUUUGACAAUUUUUGGCCAAUGUUGUAGGUGAAGACCUAAGUUCAAGGUCAGGGUAAUCCAAUAAGGCCAUCGUGACGUCAAAAUCCAAGAUGGCGGACCGGCUCCUCGCUCCUCGCACCAGCACUAGGCGCCUCUACUAGUAGGCUACUCCACACAGUUACAAAGUUUAUAAAAUGUGUUGAUGUUUUGUACAACAAAACAUGUGAGCUCUUGUCUACAGGUGAACCUAAACUAAAUUUAUCAUAAAAAAGGGGGCUUGUCUGUAAAGUCGGUUUACGCACGAUAAUUUUACUUGAUAACGUCAUAAGAAAGCAUUGAUGAAAAAUUGCAUACUUAUUAAUUUUCAAAUAUUAUUUACAUUUAUUUUGCAAAUUUGAUUUAAAUAAUUUGUUUAAAUAUAAUCACGAACAAUUAAUCAAAAAGCCCGCCUUAACCUGUUUGACAUAGAAGAUUUUCUCGCACGAUGGUUGGCCGGUUCUUGCACGCUCGGCUCGGGCGGAACGUGACAAUGAGUCAUGCUUUUUCGUGCGUGCAGCCAGCGUUCAUCGAUUUAUAAGACGUUAUAACGUCAAAAAUUGUGCUAAUUUAUUUCAACGUUCAUAAUUGUUGUUGCCAUGAAAUGUGGCUGCGCAGUGGCAGCUCUGGAGACUCCCACCGCCUGGAGAUAGGCUUCCUGUCCUGGCCCAUGCUGCGCUACAAGCGGGAGGUGCUGUUCGGCUGGGUGGACCUGUUGGUGUCGUUCGGGGGCAUCGCCGGCCUGUUCCUGGGGUUCAGCCUGUUGAGCGGCGUGGAGCUACUGUACUACUUCUCUGUGCGCGCGCUCUGCAUGGUGUACAGAGACGCCCCGCAGCUGCGCCUGCUGCUGGCGGACAGCGAGCAAGCCCCCAGCCAGCCGCUAGACCUGGGCCUCAAGCCCUACUUCCUGCGCGGCGCAGUGGCGCCUGCCGGCCAGCGCCCGGCCUGCCAGCGGCUAUACGUGCCCUGACGUUACCUUAUCCACGCCUCCAGCCAUGCUUCUGGGAGCUUGUAGCUUCUGUUCCUUACCAACACCCACUAUUAGCUGCAGCAAUGGGAUUGUUUUUAUUACAAGACCAUACUUAUCCCUAAGACACGGCAAGUCCUUGGGCAUGAGUUCGGUUGUCUUGUGCUAAACACAAUUCGGCGAUGUUUCCUUUGAAGUCCCUAGUUUCCUGAAUAAGAAACUUAGCACGUAAUAGGAAUGGCGACUCUAACUCAGAACUAACAGGAACCACGCCGUGGUUUCAGUUCUCCCACUCUGGGUUGUCUCCGUUCAGGACACCGGGUGUUCCGUCUGUCUGCUUACAUUAACUUCCCACAUGCACAAUAGUUAAAUGAUGUAUCACAAUCCAAAUCCUCUUAAUGUGAGUAAAACAUGUUAUCAUUUAGUGUUUUUUUUAGUGAUGGUGUUGUAUUAAUGGCAAUUGUUUUGUAAUUUACUUUGUGAUUUUAGGUUGGAUGAAAUUGUGAGUCACUAAAAUAACAGUUCUAUUGCAGAUACUUUUUUCUUAAAACCAUACACUUUGGUAUUCACCGCAACUCAUUCAUGCAUGUUGAAGUUGUUUUCAGAAUUAUAUUUCUAAAGUAUGUAUAUUUACCGAAACUUUUCGCAUACAACAUUAAAGCAGUGGUAUUUUCUAAUA